AUCACUGUGUUUUAGAACUGUAUAAAAAGAUGAACCAGUGCUUUGUUAAACAGUUACUCUGCUCAAUUACUCGACUUUUUGUUUGAUUAAUAAAAUGUUGACUUUUUGACAUCAGGCCUCAAGCCUCAGAGGUAGCUUUAGUCCUUGACAUCUCUUUACUUUUAAUAGAAAAAAAAUACGUAUAUCUGUUUAUUCAGAAGCUGAGUCUUCCUUUCAACAGGUUAGAAAACAAGGGUCUUUCAGCAGGGUGCACAAAACAGAUGAGGAAGCAAUAAGUCAUCAGAAGAGGAGGAGCUGUGUUGUGUUUUUUCACUGGUUUAAACUUCACUGUUUCAAUCUGUUGUUUUAUCAGAAGAGCUGCUCCAAAAGUCUCAUCUGAUUCAUUCAUUUGCCAUCAGUUUACAGGGGCUGGGAGGAAGCUGUAACAUUUCCUGUUUGUACACUGAGGACAGAAAAGAAGAGGUGACCAUGGCUGUCGUAAGAGAAUGGUUGGAUGGCAUAAGUACCAAAGGCAUUAAAUACAAAUAUUGUAAUGGGGAACAUGUUGGUUUAACUGAGCUGAGAGAGGACUUCCCUGAACACAACUACCUGGGAAAAGAAAGCAUUCCCCGUUAUCCUGAAUAUGUCUUCCAAGAGUCCAACGUUUGCCAUGUAACUGAGAAGAGUGGCCUUCAUGGAAUCUUCACUGACAGUGGAUUCAGAGGUGGUAAUGAUGGCUACCUGUGGUGGAGCCUUUCAAUAUCUGAUGACUCAAUGCAACAAAACCCUUUCGCUACUUCUCCUGCAUUCCAGACCGAAUCCCGUUAUGGCAACUUCCGCUUCACUUUUCGACUAACAGAGCUCCUGAAACAAUACAGCAAGCAGUUCUGCAGCAGAACUGCUCCGAUUCUACGUGUGUUAGACACCAAGCUCUACAGGAAAGAAAUAGUCUAUUCUGUUUUGGUGCAUCCACAAUACAUGAGGCACUAUAGGAAAUAUCCUCGCCUACCUGUUGAUAUUGAGCCUGAUACUGAUUUGUGUGGGUACAGCCAAAAGACAAUGACCUGGCACUGUCAGUCACCUUCAGAUAAUUAUGAAUACGGCCUGGAGAAGAAUGAGGAUGAUGUAGGGAAUGCCAGUCCACUGGACAGGAGAGAAUAUUUUGUAUGGGAUAAAGUAGCUGUGGCCUUCCACAUGAAGAAGAACUGGGUACUGCGAUUAGAUCGCAGUCAGCUAUUAGAACACUUGAGUGUAUGUGAGGUAGCACAAGUGAAUCUGUUAAAUAACAAAGAGGAAAAAAUGUCUGUCAAAGAGGCUCAGGAAGAAGUAAAGAAAUUGAAAAGAAAGUUUAAUCUUUGAAAAACAAAUUCAGAUCUUUGUUCAGAGGUGGUUGGUCUUGAUUCUGUAGUUAAACAAAAGUUGUAACUCGAACCCGAACACCCAGACCACUUCAUUAAAAUCAGAAUGAAACUAAUAUGCCACAUUGUUGUUCUCAGUUUUGAUCGGUCAGAAGGUACUGAUUCAUUUUCUAUAACAACAACUCCGACAGCGCAGGCUGCAAUUCAAAUGACAUGUUUAUGUUUAUACAUUCUUAUAAUACAAGUACUGCAUUGUUGAUUUGGUGAAUCUUUCUGUAACAUGUUCAACUUUUAUGGAAGGAGUCUUCAGUGUCAGCACUGUUAUUCUAAUGUAUAUCAGCUAACAUUUCAUUUGUUACUUUGGUCAAUGUUUUUGGUAUCCUGGUAUUUUUUGCAUCUUUAAAAGUACAUUUGUUCUGUUCUGUUGCUGUGUGUGUUUUGCUCAUUGACACAAAAAUGCAUUAAAAAUAAUGAGGAGAAUCUUUUAA
Molecule: messenger RNA, 1825 nt
Organism: Hemibagrus wyckioides
Lineage: Eukaryota; Metazoa; Chordata; Actinopteri; Siluriformes; Bagridae
Exons: 3
Coding region: 469-1338 (289 amino acids)
Source: RefSeq, a predicted model, not a curated record